GAAAACUAAGAUGGCGAUGUCAAAACACUUUUGAGUUUUGACUUGUCGGUGUAGCGCUCGCAAUCUCCGGGAUUUCGUUCAGUUCGUUUACAAACGAUUAGGAAAACAUUUCCAAUCAUAAGAAAUCAAAGUUGAAUUCGCGAGUGACAAAUCUAAGUGAAAAUUUCCCUUCAAAACUGCGCCAAAUACGUGUAAAUUCACGCGAGAUUUGCCGACUCGGUUCAGGCGGUGCGUGAGGUUUUUUCCGGACGACAAGUUGUCACUUAUUGUGUGCCUUGCGUGCACUUUUUUAUGCGAAUAAAUUGACAAAUGCCGUUGUAAGCAGUGCGACCAUUUAAUUUAUGGUUCCAGUUAUUGAUUGUUUGGAUGCCGUGUGAGGUCGGGGGCCCAGUUGCGGUUUUCAUGAGCCUCGCCGUUCGGGAGAUUUCACAAAGUUGGACAUAACCUGAAAGGAAAGAAGAGUCGCUGCCGCAAUUGCUGCUGACUUUGCCCGAAUUGGAGAUGUCGUUUCCGCCGAGAGCACCCAUGUCGGUGCCGCCGAUGGGGUAUAUGCCGCCGCCGAUGAUGUCAUCGGCAAUGCCACCAUUAAACACUCCGCCACCUCGAGUGCCAUUCCGCAAUGCAGCCACGAUCAGCUCGCAGCCAACAGUGUACAACACAUCCCGAAAUCAGAAUGAAUCUCAGCCAGUUCCACAGUAUAAAGGACCCAUCAUUACAGUUUUCGUAGGAAAUAUCAGCGAGAAGGCGCCUGAACCAGUAAUUAUGAAAAUUCUAGCAACAUGUGGGACCGUUGUGAGCUGGAAACGGGUCUCCACAUUUGGCUUUUGCGAAUAUGAUGGUCCAUUGGCUGGUCUUCGAGCUGUUCGGCUUCUCCAUGAUUUGGAAGUAGAUGGUAAAAAGCUAGUAGCAAAAGUUGAUGCAAAAAAUAAACUUUUGUUGGAUAAUUAUAAGGAAGAGGAAAUUAAGAACGGUAGCAAUAAGCCGGAGACUGAGAAGCAGGAAGAUGACACUGCGAUGGCAACAAUCAAAUCAAUCCUCGACGAGCAUCGGAGUGAAUUAUCGUCGACGAAUUCUAAUUCGAAUUCUGACACAAAACGGACCACUAUUGACCAACCUGUCAGCGGAAAAUCCAGCAAGGCUCUGCAAGAAGUUGACCUGGAGGACGAUAAGCGUGACCUAAUCAGCCGAGAAAUUGGUAAAUUCCGGAAGACUGCCGAGGCCGAGGAGCACAAAAAAGAAAAGGAAAAAGAUCGUAAGAAACGCGAAGAGAAGGAUCGUGAAAAGAAUCGUUCAGUGUCCCCCAGGAAAGAGAAGGAGAAGAAGCAACGAAGACGAAGCAAGUCGCGAUCACGUGAACGGGAGAGGGAACGUGAGCGAGAACGGGAACGUGAACGCGAACGAGAACGGGAACGUGAGCGUGAACGCGAGAGAGAGCGGGAACGGGAACGGGAUCGCGAAAGAGAAAGGGAUAGAGAUGAUACAAAAGCUUCAAAAAAUAUUCGAGAUUUACAGCGUGAGAAGGAAUUGGAGGAGGAAGCUCGUGAGCGCAAAAAAGCCGAGAAAAAGGCUCGUGAAAAAGAAGCGGCUUAUCAGGAACGAUUACGUAAUUGGGAAAUGCGCGAGCGACGGAAAGCUAAGGAAUACGAAAGGGAAAAAGAAAAAGAACUUUGCAGAGAAGAAGAAAGGGAAAAGGAAGCCAAGCGACUAAAGGAGUUUUUAGAGGAUUAUGAUGACGAACGAGAUGAUCCGAAAUAUUAUAAGGGAAGAGAACUACAACGAAGACUAGCAGAUCGCGUACGAGAAGCAGAUCUUGAUGCUAAAGAUCGAAAUAAAGAGCAAGAGGAGCUAGAGGAGUUGAAAAACAAAAUAUUCAGCGGCGAAUAUGAUAAUCCCACACAAGAAUUUGAGCGGCUCAAACGUAAACACGACGACAUGUACAAGCCUAAAAUUCUAAUAGAUGUGAAUAUGGAGGCAACACAGCAAAGAGAGCGUGAAAUGGAACGUGAACGAGAACGUGAAUUAGAGAGGCAGAGGGUUAAGGAGAAAGAACGAUUGCUGAAGGAACGUUAUGUGCAAGACCAGGCGAAUCGUGAAUUAGCCGCUGUGAAUGCCGAACCGAUUGAAUCAGAUUCAAGCGAAGGUGGAGCUGGUGCAGCUGCGAUCGAUAGAGGUAGUUCUGAAGUCCCCAGCGAUCAUUACACAUCGCCUGGGCGUCACAGUAGAAAUGACCGAUCAUCUGCAAUCCGCCGAGGCGACUCUGAGUCAAGAGACUCACACACUAACCAUAAUUUCCACGAUGAGGAUUCACGUUCAUCUAUGAUUUCGAAUAAUGCCGUCAGUCCGACAAACAGUCAAAGCAAUGCAUCCAUACCAGACCGACUGUCGAGCACCCCACCACCAAUUUCAGCGCCAGUUAUUAGUUUGAACUUAGGCGCGGCCAAUGCAAAGAAAAAGAAACUCGAAGUUAAGGAUGUGUUUAAUAACGACGAUGAGAAUGAAGAGAAUUCGGGUCCGAAGAAACGAAAACUUGUUCCUCUAGAUUACGAUGAAAAUCAACAGCAUCAACAACAACAGCAACAACCCCAUCAACAAAAACCCCCAUCAUCGCAUCAUCAAUCCAAAUCAUCGAAGCGAAAAGAUAAACACGACGAUCGCAAGGAGGAUUCAAUGACAAGAUCGCAAGAGGAGAAGAGGCGUCAUAUCAAGAGUAUUAUUGAUAAAAUUCCGACGGAAAAGAAUGAUUUAUUCAAUUAUAAAUUGGAUUGGAAUGAAAUCGACAACACGCUCAUGGACAAAAAAAUACGACCAUGGAUUAACAAGAAAAUCAUCGAAUAUAUUGGGGAACCGGAGCCUACUUUGGUGGAUUUCAUCUGUUCGAAAGUUUUAGCCGGCAGCACACCACAGGGAAUACUCGAUGAUGUGCAAAUGGUCCUGGAUGAGGAAGCUGAAGUUUUUGUUGUGAAAAUGUGGCGAUUACUAAUCUACGAAGUUGAAGCAAAAAAAGUUGGUCUUGGCAAGUGAAUGAUUUUACAUUUUUAGAGAACAAUAAAUGGAAAAUGUAAUCCAGAAUAGUAGACACUUCAUAUUUAUCAUAAAAAACAUAAAAUAGAUAUCGUUGAGAGCAGAUAAUAUCAUGCGACGAGAAGGAUUCCAUAUUCCAAGAAAUAUUCAAACUAUUUAAGAGUAAACCGGAGAAAAGUGAAUGCAAGAGCAAAACAACGGAAAUUUCAAAUGCUGUGUUUUAUAGUUAUGCCUGCAUAAUAUAAUUACCUACUUUAAUUGCAUUAUUAUUAAAACUAUUAUUAAUAUUCUUAUCGAAGCAAUGAGUUCAAUUUGUCAAAUGAUAGUUUUAUACAAACGUGAAUAUUGAAGCGUAAUUGCAUAGCCAUGUAAUUGGAGGAGACAGAAAAUAAAUUUUCAGAAGCGAGGAGAGCAGUUUCAUAGUGAAACUCUUAUUUGCUGAUAGAAUAAAAAAAAGGUUUUUCAUUCAAUCAAUUAAUUCCGUGAUAAAAAUAUCGUUAUUUGUUGUAUACUUUCGAUUGCGCGUGGCAACUGACUGGUCUGUGAUGAGUUCCGAGAAGAAAAUCUGUGUUCCGAUUGCGGUUAGAGGAACGAUAUUCAAAUUAGGAGGACAGGUCUGUUUACAUCUUGAAUUUGUCGCAAAAUCAUAAGCCCGUUGUAAUGGUGGCCAAUGGCACCAACUUAUUGGUUCAGGAAAUAAAAAGGAAUUUACUA
This is a messenger RNA of Hermetia illucens (black soldier fly), 3735 nucleotides long. Its product is annotated as RNA-binding protein 25. Gene Ontology annotation, cellular component: spliceosomal complex. The transcript is spliced from 10 exons. Lineage: Eukaryota; Metazoa; Arthropoda; Insecta; Diptera; Stratiomyidae. The record is from RefSeq and is a predicted model, not a curated record. Gene Ontology annotation, molecular function: mRNA binding. The coding region runs from base 502 to 3021 and encodes 839 amino acids. Gene Ontology annotation, biological process: regulation of alternative mRNA splicing, via spliceosome; mRNA processing.